CAAACUCGCCGUGGCGACAACCGUUGGCGAUCACCCCAAAGAGAGCAGAAGAUUCAUCCUCAUCCAAAAGCACUUCGAAGAGACAAGGAGCUCCCUUCAUUACAGAAUCGACAUUGAUGACGAAUGCAUGAAUUGAACUUACCGGCUGCCUUUGGACAACGUUUUUAUCUGUUCUGCAGAUCUUUCAGUAUAUUUAUUCAACUAAAUGAGAUAAGGAAUUUAUUGUUUUGCAUUGAAGAAGUCAUUGUGGACUCCGUUAAAAGACAUAUCUGUGCUUGCAAAUUGUGGUUGCAUUGUGUUCCGUUGACAUUGAUGAUUGUUAAUAAGGUAUCAAGUCUCGAAAAUGUGACAACAAUUUCAAAAGAUAAUAUCGUAUCAAAUCAUUUUAACAGAUUGUAAUAAUUUUUUUUUCUCUAUGAAAUUAUCGCAAGGAUCAUCGUUUAAAAUGAUUGAUGUUGAGUGCACGUUUUAAAUUGGACUUUUUUCAAAAAAAGUUUUGGACUGUAAGAAAGAUUUGUUCAAGUAAUCGUUAUUGAAAAUUAUAAUUCUGGUAGAUCUAUUGUAAUGUUCAUGUGAAAACUGUGUUCAGACUAGCGACAAUAUGAUGGACCGAGACGACUGUAAACAUGAAUACGACGAUGACCUGGACAAUGCAUCAUCGAGUGGGGGUUCUCCCAGUAAUUGUGAUGGACUUUCUCCAGAAAGUGGCCAUGGAGGCAUGGCAGAUGCCUUAGAUGCGAACCCACGUAUCCAGGCUGCUGUUUCUAAAGUUCUACAGAGCUAUGACUGGUCACUGGUCGCCAAAACAUCGCGCCUGAGUAGCGGCGACAAGAGAAAAUCACACGUGAAGCGCCCCAUGAAUGCCUUCAUGGUGUGGGCGCAAGCGGCACGCCGUAAACUCGCCGAUCAGUACCCCCACCUCCACAAUGCUGAGCUGAGCAAAACACUCGGUAAAUUAUGGAGGGUUUUGGGCGAUGACGAAAAAAAGCCUUUCAUCGAAGAAGCUGAGAGGCUAAGGUGCAAACACAAAAAAGAUUACCCCGACUACAAGUAUCAACCCAGACGCAGAAAACCACCAAAGAGUUCCUCAACUUUCAUAUCACAGGAAAAGUCUUCUUCCGUUGACCACCUAACUGCUACAGCACCGGAGCCCUGCCAGCCGGAGCCCCUGCACGAAUCCUCCAAGUACUAUUCUUCAGCCCUGCACGGUUCCAGUCGAACUUCCGGCUCUCCUCCCACCCCACCAACGACGCCCCUGCAAGCUGGGGCGGCUGGCUCUAGAUAUUCUACACAGCACCAUCUUAGAGAAGAUCACCCGUCGCAACACGUAGGCCAUAGCAUAUCAGAACUCACUAAUAGAGGUCAUGAACACAACAACAACAGCGGGCUUUCUUCUCCAACUAUUGGGGUCACAUCAAACUCUAUAAUACCUACCACCUCAAGCUCUAGAAAUGGGCCCUGCAAAUAUGCAACCACCACUGUCUUAGAAUCUUCAACCACCUCAGUGUCUCCUAAUGGGGCCACCCUUGGCCCACCCCCUCCAACGGCAGACCCUUACGUUCAUUUCGGUCUGGCUCCACCUGGAGCACCUCACCACCAAUACGCACAUCACCUACAGCCACCAGGACCUCCUGGACCUCCUGCAUGGAAUCGAUUCACAGAACAAUUUUCACAGAGGGUGGGAUGUCUGCCAUCUGGUGCUGCACCAAGAGAUCAUCAUCACCUAUCCGGUAAUGAACAUCACUUAUUAGGAGACUUGGAUAAGACCACUUCUGGAGUGGCUGGAAGUGCUGGUCAGCUACCCCAGCAUCAUCAAUCCACACUUGAUUUGUACAGGAGUAACUAUAGUACCCCAGAAUUUCACCACAGCAAUCGAAGGGUGAACUCACAUCAGUCCGGUGCAUUUUUAGACACUGCCAAUGAAUCCGGCUUCGGCCAUUGUGCUUCAGCGAAGACUUUUGCCCCAUCUGCUGGACUUUUGACCAUGCAGAGUUGUCCGGUUUUCGGUCAUAUGGUUCCAGCAACUCAAGAACAAAGUAUGUUUUCUACAGUUUCAGAUGGACGUUCGAUGACUGAUUCCGUUGCCGGGUCAUGUGCUUACAACCCUGGACAUUCUCUUGGUCAUUUUUUACAACCUAAAUAAAUGGUCAAAUUUUAUCAAAGUUCAAAAGAAAAAGAAACAUAUUCUUUAUUUUGCACUGCGUCACCCAUUUUGUUUUCCUGCUCUUUUUAUAUUGUGUAAUUUCUAUUGUAAGUAAUGAGAAAUUGAUUCCCAAAGCUUCGUUUGUUACAUAUUGAUGUGCCUUGUUAUAAAGUUCUGAAUUAAAAUACUAAAUGAAAA
Parasteatoda tepidariorum (common house spider) is the source of this 2341-nucleotide messenger RNA. RefSeq lists its product as uncharacterized. Gene Ontology annotation, molecular function: DNA-binding transcription factor activity, RNA polymerase II-specific; RNA polymerase II cis-regulatory region sequence-specific DNA binding. Gene Ontology annotation, cellular component: nucleus. NCBI's taxonomy places the organism in Eukaryota, Metazoa, Arthropoda, Arachnida, Araneae, Theridiidae. The record is from RefSeq and is a predicted model, not a curated record. Gene Ontology annotation, biological process: regulation of transcription by RNA polymerase II.